Messenger RNA from Puccinia triticina, 423 nucleotides. RefSeq lists its product as uncharacterized. The transcript has a single exon. NCBI's taxonomy places the organism in Eukaryota, Fungi, Basidiomycota, Pucciniomycetes, Pucciniales, Pucciniaceae. The record is from RefSeq and is a predicted model, not a curated record. Bases 1 to 423 code for a protein of 140 amino acids.
AUGGAGUCCAGUUUGUCUCAAUUUUAUGCAUUACAGCUGCAAGAAGCAACCAGUACCAUCAACCGCUUGCAAGAUGAAGCCAAUUGCCUCCAAGAGGGAAUAAACAUCCAAGUUCUUUGCUUGCAGGAGGAGUUACAACAAGCCUGCAAGGAAAUGGCCAAGAAGACCUCCGAGAACCAAACUUUGAAGCACAGCUUUGAGAUGUUACAACUCCGAAUGGAGUUGAGCCACCAAGUUCCUGCAACCCUUCAAGCCUCCGGUCCUAGUCCUUACUUGAGGAACCUGUUUGCCAAUCCAAUUCCGUUCCGCUCAGCCGCAUCUACUUCCAAUCUGUUCCACUCGGCUUCUCCUAAUUCCACUCCAUUCCCCUCUUCUUCCACCCGGGAAGGCCAGAAUGGUGCCCCUCCUCCAAACAUCCAAUGA